This is a messenger RNA of Fusarium oxysporum Fo47, 2883 nucleotides long. Its product is annotated as Alpha/Beta hydrolase protein. NCBI's taxonomy places the organism in Eukaryota, Fungi, Ascomycota, Sordariomycetes, Hypocreales, Nectriaceae. The record is from RefSeq and is a predicted model, not a curated record. Gene Ontology annotation, biological process: protein phosphorylation. Bases 190 to 2883 code for a protein of 897 amino acids. Gene Ontology annotation, molecular function: dipeptidyl-peptidase activity; ATP binding; protein kinase activity. The transcript has 3 exons.
GAUUAGAUUGCUUUCCUAGAGGAGUAAGCUGUUUUGUCAAUUGAGGUGGACUUUUCUUAGCUAGCCCAUUCUUGACAUCGUCUCUCUGUUCAUUUUCAGGAAAAACGAGCAAGGCAGAACAAAACGAGACGAUUGCUUCAUAUAAUUGAAGUUGGACUAACGUUCAAGCUUGUUCUACAGCCAUCGACAAUGCAGCUUCCGGCAAUUGACAUCAUCUAUCAUGAGCCCAUCACCUUGAGUGAUGGGACGGUCUUAUCAGCGAUGAUAUGGCUACCCAAAAACGCCAAAUCACACCCUGUCCCAGCAAUUCUCGAAUACUUGCCAUACCGCAAGCGAGACAUGACUGCCGUUCGCGAUGCCAUGAACCAUCCAUACGUCGCAGCUCAUGGCUAUGCCUGUGUCCGCGUUGAUAUGCGAGGAACUGGUGACUCUCAAGGUAUCCUACGAGGCGAAUACCUGCCGCAGGAGCAAGACGAUGCUCUUGAAAUUUUAAAGUGGAUUGCUGCGCAGGACUGGUGCACUGGAUCAAUAGGCAUGAUUGGUAUCUCAUGGGGCGGCUUCAAUGGGCUACAGGUUGCGGCUCGUCGACCACCUGAGCUCAAGGCUGUUAUCUCUAUCUGUUCGACUGAUAUGCGCUAUGAUGACGACAUUCAUUAUAUGGGCGGUUGCAUCUUGACAGAAAAUCUGACCUGGGCUGCUUCCAUGUUCUCUAUCAACUCAUCCCCUCCAGACCCAGCAUUGGUUGGUGAUCAGUGGCGGGACCUCUGGCUAAAGCGACUUGAAUCAGGUGGCCUUUUCGCAGAAGAAUGGCAUCAGCAUCAGCGACGCGACGAUUUCUGGAAACAUGCGUCUAUUGGCGAAAACUACAGCUCUAUACAAUGUCCAGUUUAUCUCGUCGGCGGAUGGAUGGAUCCUUAUACCAACACGAUCUUCAGGAUGUUGGAGAAUCUGAAGGUGCCUAGAAAGGGCCUUGUUGGUCCUUGGGGUCACAAAUAUCCUAACUUUGGGUACCCAGGACCGCAGAUUGGCUUUCUGCAAGAGUCCAUUAGAUGGUGGGAUAAGUGGUUGAAAGGAAGCGAGACGGGGAUUAUGCAUGAACCUAUGCUGCGAUGCUAUCUUCAAGAUCCGACGCCUCCAGCGCCAUACAUGGAAGAUCGACCAGGCCGCUGGGUUGCAGAAGAUAGUUGGAGCGAUUCCAAGCCCUGUUUGCUGAGAUUGGGGCUUUCACCUGGGCAGCUAUUAACCGGGAAACCGACGAGCAAUGAGAAACUGGAGAUCUGCUCUCCUCAGACGGUGGGCUUCGCGGGCGGGAGAUGGUUAGUAUUUGGUGUCGAAGGCGAAGGGCCAGGUGAUCAACGUCUGGAAGCUGGAGGAAGUCUCUUAUUCGACUCACAAAUUCUAACCGAACCGUUAGACUUUCUUGGAGCUCCAGUUUUGAAGCUGCGCAUUGCGAGUGAUAAAGCAAAUGCUCUAAUAGCAGCAACCUUGUCGGAAGUACUGCACAACGGCGCUGCCACGAAGGUCUCUCACGGCGUUCUGAACUUGACACAUCGCCAUGGUCAUGAAGACGUGCGACCUCUAGAGCCUCGGAAGUUCUAUGACAUUACGCUCAAGCUGAACCACUUUGGGCAGCGCAUUGGUACUGGAAGCCGGCUUCGCCUUGCGUUGUCCUCGACGUGCUUCCCCCUGGUCUGGCCAUCUCCUGAAAUCACGACCCUCACCAUCGACUGCGCCCACAGCACUCUAGAUCUCCCAGAGAGGGGUGAUAACCCUCAAGACUCGUAUCUCAAACCAUUCAAACCAGCCAUCAACGGAUCCCUCUCACAAACUGAACUCCGACCAGCUAAGCAUAGAAAUUACGUCACAAAUGACUGGGACUCCGGCGAGACUGCACUUUGUGUUGACUGGGAUGACGGUAUGUGGGAAGUCAACGAAACAGGCUGGAGGUAUGGAUGGUGGACAGGUUUGAAGUCGAGUGUGAAGCCGGAUGAUCCUCUGUCAGCAGAGGUCGAGCAGCGGUUUGUGAGGGACUUUGAGAGGGAUGAUAUUGUUAUCAAGACGAAGGAGGCCGGGGCUCUAUCAGAUGAAAUUCUUGAUGCUGUCGUCGAGGCUGGAAGAGACGAAUUUGAUCAUCUGGCGCCACCAUCUGCCUCUGGCGAAACAUCAUCACAAUGCCUUCAUACCCUACUGUUCCCCAAGGAGUAUUACUUUUCAUUCCGGACCUUGAACUGCAAGGCAGAGGUGCUGCGCCAGGAUAGUGGCGUUAAGCAGGACGCUGUUCUCGUUGGCCAAUCUGGCCUACCAUUCCACCUCAACAAAGACAAGGAUUGCAACCUACCAAUUUAUUCUACUAAGGACAUUCAUGCCGUCGAAGACCUUCGCAAUGCGGGUUUUAUUGCCCAUGUGAUGGUCGAUGGGAAGAAAAUGUGCUCAAAAGUUGGAUAUAGCAAGGGCGAGGACUCCGCACAGCGAGAGCUUGACUGCCUCUGGAAGAUUACGACAUCCCCUCACGCAGCUGCCAUCCAGGUCCCCAAGAUUCUGGGUCUUAUCACGACACCCGAGAAUGGUAAGACUAUUGGGUUUUUGGAGAAGUAUAUCCCAGUCUCUGAGACUUGGGAGUUAUCAACACUAGGAAGUAUUGAAGAUGUCUCUGCGAUUGAUGAGAGCCGGCGGAAGAAGUGGGCAUCUCAGGUUCGGGACAAUGUUGAUCUCUUACAUAAGACUAGGAUUACAUGGGGUGAUGGUAAAGCAUCUAAUGUAUUGAUUCAUCGCGAAACGGACGACGCGUGGAUUAUCGACUUUGGAGGCGGAUGGACUGAAGGUUGGGUGGAUAAGCCAUUGAGCGGAACCAUAACAGGAGAUGAGAUGACUUACUUCCGAUGA